AUGAGACCUUUAGUUCGCUAUCGAUUGAUACCGUGGUGCCUGCGACAAGCGGUAUGCCAGCCAGUAUCGAAGCCCAUUGGAUAUAGAUUGAUAUCAACGAGAGGGGGGAAUAGAUCGCCUCAGGGUAAGAAGACAAUACCGCUAUUGAACAAACCAGAAUCGUCAAAUGUCGGUGCUUUUCCAUCAGCACACCAGCAGCUUCUUUCCCUGAAACCGAUUACACCAAAUGACAGUUUUAUAUCUAGUACUGUGUUUGACUCAAAAGGUGCAAUAGUAGCGGUUUCGAAGAAGUUUCAGAAAUGGGAAUUCCUACGGAAGCAUGCCCUAUAUCCCAGAGAUUUACGAAAGAUAGAUACAUCGUCUGUUGAUAUUAUACCCAGUAUUCAAGUCAAGCCCAACAACUGUAUCGUUCUGAAUAUGCUGCAUAUAAAGGCUUUAAUAGAAAAGGAUAGAGUUUAUGUUUUCGAUACAGUGGAUCCAUCAUCUGCUGUUAAACUUGGUGUAUUAAUGUAUGACUUGGAGUCAAAGCUGUCACCUAAAAUGGGUACACAAGUACAGUAUUACGAGCACCGAGCUCUGGAAAGUAUUCUAAUUAAUAUUAUGAGCUCGUUAGAGGCGGAAUUCAAACUACAUUACUCAAUUUGUGGGCAAAUAUUGAUUGACUUGGAAAACGAAGUUAAUAGAGAUAAACUGAGAGAACUACUGAUUAAAUCCAAAAACCUAACUUUAUUUUAUCAAAAGUCAUUACUUAUUAGAGAGGUUCUUGAUGAAUUAUUGGAAAGUGACGAUGACUUGGCAAGUUUGUAUCUAACUGUUAAGAAAACAGAAGAGGAUGAUUUUUCAGACCUGGAAAUGCUAUUAGAGACGUACUAUACUCAAUGUGAUGAAUAUGUUCAACAGGCAGAAUCACUGAUCCAGGAUAUUAAAUCAACGGAGGAAAUCGUUAAUAUAAUUCUGGAUGCAAACAGAAAUUCACUUAUGCUUUUAGAGCUAAAAAUCACAAUAUAUACAUUGGGGUUCACAGUGGCUACGUUAGUGCCAGCAUUUUACGGUAUGAAUCUAAAGAACUUUAUUGAAGAAAGUUAUUUAGGUUUUGGAGCUGUUGUAGUGUUUUCUAUUCUUUCGGCCUAUCUUGUAACUAGAGCUAACUUCAAGGCAUUGAAGUCAGUAACGAAAUUAACCAUGCUAAAGUCAUCGAACCCAUCACAAGCUUCUUAUAACAUGAAGACAAAUUCCACACUAAGACCUGCCUUGGCACGUAUUCGAGGUUUGUUUAAAUGGAGAAAGAACCCCGAUUCAAAUGGUCAGCCUAUUUGGAAUAAACAAGAUAGAGAUGUUAUUUGGAAGUGGCUCAUGGAUGAAAAGAAGUAA
Nakaseomyces glabratus is the source of this 1371-nucleotide messenger RNA. RefSeq names its product Mrs2p (gene MRS2). The record is from RefSeq and is a predicted model, not a curated record. Gene Ontology annotation, molecular function: magnesium ion transmembrane transporter activity. Gene Ontology annotation, biological process: mitochondrial magnesium ion transmembrane transport. Gene Ontology annotation, cellular component: mitochondrial inner membrane. NCBI's taxonomy places the organism in Eukaryota, Fungi, Ascomycota, Saccharomycetes, Saccharomycetales, Saccharomycetaceae.